CCAAGUCAAGCCUUUUCCUUCUGUUCCCGUCUGUGCCAAGAGGAUCUGUGAAUCACUUUUGCAAUGUCUUUGGGUCUGAGUACAGAAUCGAAGAAAGAAAAAAACGGUAUAUAUACGAACAAAGAUACCCCUAAAACAGCUUACCGGAUCUCUGGUUCAGCAUCAGACUCAGAUCUCAUCGACUGUAGACUGAUACAACAACGACAAAACAUCAGUUCAAACACUUCCAUCCUUAUCAUCUCAAGGACUAGACGAACAGUCUUCAGCAAACUUUCUUCACCCGCAUUAUCACUUUCACCAACCGAACAACAGACAAGAUGAAGGCCGCAACCAUCACUGCCAUCCUGGCCCCUGCAGCCAUGGCUAACGCUGAGUGGUGGGGAGGAGCUCCUGGCUGUGCUGCCACUUGCAUGUCCUCGGCCUGGAACAAUGCCAACUCGUGGCCCUCGGCGACCUCUUUCUGCGCCACGCCUACCCCGACCGUCGCCGCGUGCGUCUCGACCGCCUGUGCCGCCACCCCGACCGCCUGGUCCAGCUUCUCCGCCAUGUCGUCCAACCUCUGCAGCCAGUGGUCGUCGUGCACGGCCAGCGGGUCCGACGCGGUCCGCACCAUCACCGCGACGGGCGGCACCUGGGGCGGCGGCUGGUUCAACGACGCGGCCAGGGGCUGGGACGACGCCAGCCGCAAGGAGUGGGAGGACAAGUGGAAGAGCCGCGGCGGGCCCGGCGGCCCCUUCCCCUGGAAGCGCGACGGUCCCCAGUUUGGCCCCGGCGGCCCCAAGGCCCUGACCUCGGGUCAGGUCUACACCGUCACGGGCUGCGACUGGAACGACGGCUACUGGGGCGGCUUCGGCUGGGGUGCCGGCUUCGGCGGACCCUGGGGCUGGGGCACGGGCUGGACCGCCAUGGCCACGUCGACCGGCCUCGUCACCCGCACCAUCACCAGCAACGGUGCCGUCGUCACCACCACCGAGGCCGCCACCAUCGGCGUCGCCGUCAGCGGCACCGUCACCACCACCUCCACCUUUGGCUUCGUCCAGGCCCAGGCCACGGCCACGGGCAGCAGUGACGCCGGCCGCGUCGCCGCCAACGGCGCAAAGGUCGUCGGUGCCGUGCUCGGCGGUGUCGUUGGUGUCGCUGCGCUUCUGUGA
Messenger RNA from Pyricularia grisea, 1151 nucleotides. RefSeq lists its product as uncharacterized. Bases 318 to 1151 code for a protein of 277 amino acids. The transcript is spliced from 2 exons. NCBI's taxonomy places the organism in Eukaryota, Fungi, Ascomycota, Sordariomycetes, Magnaporthales, Pyriculariaceae. The record is from RefSeq and is a predicted model, not a curated record.